Messenger RNA from Klebsormidium nitens, 2687 nucleotides. The record is from the annotation of a GenBank genome assembly. Lineage: Eukaryota; Viridiplantae; Streptophyta; Klebsormidiophyceae; Klebsormidiales; Klebsormidiaceae.
AUGGAGCAGCAAUUGGAUAGGAGAGUCGAAGUCCGCAGUGGACAUCUUGUGGUGGGAGGCAAGAUCGUCCUGCGCAAUGUUGCCGCCAACGUGACCGUAUCCCCAAGCCCUACCGGCGUGGGGGCAUUCAUAGGAGUGACUGCUCACCAAGCGGCCUCAGCUCAUGAGUUUGAUUUGGGAACAUUAACGGCCACUCGUUUUCUUUCAUCAUUCCGCUUCAAGUUGUGGUGGCAACGUCAGCGGACCGCUGACAAUGGAUCAAGUGUUGCGCCCGAGACGCAGUUCCUUCUACUCGAACUGAAGGGCACCCACACAGCUGACAAGCCCACCUAUGUAGUACUUUUUCCAAUCAUAGAAGGCCGCUUUCGGGCUUGCCUUCAAGGUGGCCCCAAUGAUCGGAUCCAGAUUGUUGUUGAAUCAGGGAGUACAUCUGUAACCGAGUCCCACUUCAAGGCCGUUGCUUACAUUGGCAGCCACGCUGAGGACCCGUACACUGCCAUCAAGGAGGGCGUCGAGGAAGUUGCAAAGCAUCUCAAAAGCUUCCAAACACGCACACAGAAAAAGAUUCCAGGGAUGCUAUCAUACUUCGGUUGGUGCACGUGGGAUGCUUUUUACACCAAGGUGCAUGCUGCUGGUAUCGAACAAGGGCUGAAGAGCCUGCGUGAGGCUGGGGCGCCUCCGGGUUUCCUCAUCAUUGACGACGGCUGGCAGUCGGUGGCGGCUGACGGGGAGGAUGGCUUGCAGCUCGACCCCCCCUUUACCAUACAGGCAAGCAUGCGGCUGGUCAGUGUGGAGGAGAACAGCAAGUUUCGGAAGGGGCAGGCGGGUAGCGCUGAGGAGGACGAACGCAGGCCCGAGAACCUGCGGGCGUUCAUCCGCAAGCUAAAGGCGGAGCUGGGGGUGAAGAAAGUGCUCGUGUGGCAUGCACUGGGGGGAUAUUGGGGCGGCGUUCGCCCCGGCCUGUAUGGAUCCACGUUGCAUACCCCGGUCGUGUCGGCGGGCGUGCGUGCGAAUCAGCCGGACGCAGCGCCAAAGGACAUUGAGGCGUUCGGGGCGGAAGUCAUGGCGCCGGGCGGGGACAGAAUUCUGUCGCACCACCCUAUGGCCCACUAUCACUCCGGAGCGCGCGCCGUGGGAGUCAUGGCGCCCGACCAGGUGGCGGCUUUUUACACCGCACAAUACGGGUAUCUGGCGGGGGCAGGUGUGGACGGUGUGAAGGUGGACGUGCAGUGCGCACUGGAGACGCUCGCGGAGCACUUCGGCGGCCGCGUCGCGCUGACCGCCGCGUACCAGACCGCGCUCGCGGCCUCGGUCGCGGCGCACUUCCCGGACAACGACGCCAUCUCGUCCAUGAGCCACGGCAACGACGCGCUGUACACAUCGCGCACCGUCAACACCGCACGCGCCAGCGACGACUUCUGGCCGUGGGACCCGGCCAGCCACACCAUCCACGUGGCAGCGUGCGCGUACGUCAGCGUGUUCAUGGGCGACUUUACCACGCCCGACUGGGACAUGUUCCAGUCGCGCCACCCCAUGGCGCACUACCACGCCGCCGCGCGCGCCGUUGCGGGCUGCGCCGUCUAUGUAUCCGACCAUCCAGGCGAGCACGACCCCGACGUUCUGCGCAAGCUGGUGCUGCCCGACGGUCGGGUGCUGCGCGCCCGCCUGCCUGGGCGCCCCACGGUGGAUUGCCUGUUCGCCGACCCCUGCAGUGACCAGAAGACUCCGCUCAAGAUUUGGAACAUGAACGCUACCACAGCCGUCGUGGGGGCGUUCAACUGCCAGGGUGCUGCAUGGAGCGCCGUGGAGAAGGUGCAGGUGGUCCACGACUCAGCGCCAGGCCCCGUCAGCGGCACUGUAGGCGGUGCGGACAUCCCCGGGUUAGCCCAGCUGGCAGGGCCCCAUUGGACCGGAGACCUCGUCGUCUACAGCCUGCAGCAUGCCACCGUGACCCGUGUAUCAGCGGACAGCGGAGUACCCUUCGCUCUCCCCGCGAAAGAGUAUGACGUCUUCACCCUCGCUCCCGUGCACGCUCUCCCCUGCGGCACACACGUUGCAGCGGUGGGUUUGGUUGACAUGUACAACGGAGGGGGCGCCGUCCACAGCUUGGCGCUACGGGAACGGGCCGCCGUAGAAAUCGACCUUGUCGGAGGGGGAAAGUUCGUAGUGUACGCUUCGGCGAAGCCACAGCGAUGCACCUUGAAUGGAGCGGUAACGCCGUUUACUUACGAGGGCACGGCGCAGAUUAUUGCGCUGACCAUCCCCUUCCAGUCGGGGUCAUCAAGCUUGAAGCUUGACUUUUAGGACAUGGAAGCAAGCUCUGCGAAAUGAGCAGAUAGACAGUUGGCCGGGCCAGCGCUUUAGUAUUUAUGCAGGGUACUUGUCGAUCAGUGCCAGGAUACCGCGCACUACAUAAAGAACUUCGAAAAGAAGUCAAGCUAAAGCUUAAGUUAAGUCGGCCAGCCUUGCGAAUUGAGCAGAUAGACAAGUGGCAGGGCUAGUGCUUUAGUACGUGUGCAGGGUACUUGUCAAUCAGCGCCAUGCAAGAUACCGCGCGCUGUGACAAAAGAUUUUCGUAAAGAAGUCGGACGGAAGCUUAAGUUAGGUCGAAUUGCGUUCAAGCAUUAUUUUCAGUGCCGAAAACAUUCUCAUUCGUGAACCCAUGCAACUCGAUAAGCUUAUCGAAG